This is a messenger RNA of Vigna radiata var. radiata (mung bean), 582 nucleotides long. Its product is annotated as stress protein DDR48-like. The record is from RefSeq and is a predicted model, not a curated record. NCBI's taxonomy places the organism in Eukaryota, Viridiplantae, Streptophyta, Magnoliopsida, Fabales, Fabaceae. The coding region runs from base 1 to 582 and encodes 193 amino acids. The transcript is spliced from 2 exons.
AUGCGGGAGGGUCGUACGGUACACAAGCCCUCCAAGCCCGAGCAUGAUGUUAUUCUACGAAGGGAUUUUGUACAUGACCUUCCUGAUAGGGACGGUCGAGAUUCUUCUGGUGAAGAUUCACGGUCGUCGACCAUUGAUGAGGCCGAUCGGGAUUCCUAUGGUGAAGAUCAACGGUCGCCGACCUUCCAUGAGGCUGGUCGGAAUUCCUUUGGUGAAGAUCCACAGUCGUCAACCUUCGGUGAGGCCAACCAAGAUUCUUUUGGUGAAGAUCAACAGUCGUCGACCGUCGAUGAGGCCAACUGGGAUUCCUUUGGUGAAGAUCCACAGUCGCCGACCUUCGAUGAGGCAGACCAAGAUUCCUUUGGUGAAGAUCCACGGUCGCCGACCUUCGGUGAGGCUGACCAAGAUUCUCUUGGUGAAGAUCCACAGUCGUCGACCUUCGGUGAGGCCGACCGGGAUUCUUUUGGUGAAGAUCCACAGUCGCCGACCUUCGGUGAGGUCGACCGGGACUCUUUUGGUGAAGAUCCACAGUCGUCAACCUUCGCUGAGGCCGACCGAGAUUCCUUUGGUGAAGAUCCAUAG